Magallana angulata is the source of this 1686-nucleotide messenger RNA. Its product is annotated as insulin-like growth factor-binding protein complex acid labile subunit. The record is from RefSeq and is a predicted model, not a curated record. The coding region runs from base 106 to 1155 and encodes 349 amino acids. Lineage: Eukaryota; Metazoa; Mollusca; Bivalvia; Ostreida; Ostreidae. The transcript has 2 exons. Gene Ontology annotation, cellular component: extracellular matrix.
UGCGGUUACAAUAGGCAAUAAAAAUGCACAAGACGUUUUGUUAAGACAACGGCGCGACAGACGAGGAAUAGACGAUCUUAUUGCUCAACAGCCAGACCGCUUUUGAUGGCUUCAAGAUACAGCCUAGGAGGGUCACUCCUGAUUAUUGCCUGUAUCCUACCAGCAUUGAUCCUAGGAUGUCCAAAACAAUGCGUCUGUAGAGGUAACAAUGUCAAAUGUCCCGCGGCAGUUCAUUUUCCUGAAUCGUUUCCAACAAAUACUGAAAAAAUUCUUUUUGAUGAGUACACUGUGACAGAACUACCCCCGAAAGCUUUCCAAAACCUUCCUAAUUUGACCACGCUGUCAUUUAGUCGCUGCAAUUUCGGACAAAUAAGCGCAUGCGCAAUACCAAGCAAUCAUAAAAAUUUGAAAACAAUUUUGUUCGAUCUGACUGUGAUUGGUGAGAUCAAACAAGGGGCUUUUACACAUCUUAGUCCGGUGUCCAUCACGUUCAGCAAGUCGAAAAUUACAACAAUGAAAAGUUACGCAUUUUGGAAUAUCAAGACAAAGCUACAACUCACUUUCACGAACACAACAGUGCACAAGAUGGAACCAUUUGCGUUUAAUAAUGUUACCUCUGACCUGGGUAUAAAAUAUGAAAAUGGUCGGCUGAAACAUCUAAGAAGUGCUGCGUUUGCCGAUACUCAAUUCAACACUGUUGAGUUGAAACAAGUCGCUUUUGAUAAUUUGGAGUGCAAUGUCUAUCCGAGACUAGGUCUCACCAAAUCGCUGAUCAUUUCUGGAUGUCAAUUUCAGUGCACUUGCGAUAUUGUGUACAUGAAAAAUAUAUAUGCCUCUGAGGUAUGGCUAAAGGAUUUGGUUGAAACGGGGACAUGUACCGGCCCAGAGGCGCUACAAGGCGCGAGCGUCAAAGAUGUCCUGGAUAAUGAUAAAAUACAAAACUGUCCCGCGAGCAAACAGGUGCCCGACAACUGUAAACCUAUCCAAGAAAUUCCGGAACACGUUUGUACAGACAGAAUCAUAAUGGGGGAUGAAGAAUCAAACGGAUCGGGAUCGAAGUCCAACACAAAUAAAAAGGGUGGAAACGCUGCUGAAUGUAGAAGGUCGUCUUGGACACUGUUGUCAUUAGUCAGCAUCAUCCUUCUGGUUUUAUAAAUACGGACGACGCGAAUUCUUCAAUUUGUCCUGUAGAUUAAUAUAGAUAUUUUUUUUAGAUCAAAUGGUAUCGAUAUACAUGUAUACACAUGUAUUAUCAAAUUAGCUGACUGCAGUUCUGUAGCUCCCGGUCAGGAAUCGAAAAAAUUGAAUGGACGACCUGGUCGAGUUUUUUAUAAACCGGGAGCUAUAGACUUCCAACUGUUAUCAAAUUUUUUUUAAAACAUAUUAAAGUCUUGGAGCUAAAAUACUGCAAAAAGUAAGCCGAUUUAUGAAAAGCUCGGCAUUUGUGCUGCAUGUUAGCUUGAUUAUAAAAGAUGUGUAUAUACAUACAUAAUUUAAUGUAAAACUACAGCCUCGUGUCUUCACAAAAUAUAGUCUGGACCAAACAAAAACUUGAAAACUGCUAUUCCAUCAGCCCUCAACAAAAGAGAUUUUCAAAGAGUUGGUACGUUCAAAGUAUUACAUGAACUCAUCAGACAUUUGUAAUCUAUAUGCAAUGUUUCACAAAUAAAUUUGAAGUUUAUUCUA